AGAAAGUGGGCGGGGCCGAAGGGGGUGGGCCUGGCCCCAGGGAGUGAAAGCGAAAGCCGGAGCCGCUAGCCCGGAGAUCUAGCAAGUGGAGCAGCAUGGCCAAACCUUGUGGGGUGCGCCUGAGCGAGGAGGCCCGCAAACAGGUGGAUGUCUUCAGACAAAACCUUUUCCAGGAGGCUGAGGAAUUCCUCUACAGAUUUUUGCCGCAGAAAAUCAUAUACCUGAGUCAGCUUUUGCACGAGGACUCCCUCAAUGUGGCAGACUUGACCUCCCUUCGGGCCCCACUGGACAUCCCUAUCCCAGACCCUCCACCCAAGGACGAUGAGAUGGAAACAGAUAAGCAGGAAAAGAAAGAAGUCCCUAAGUGUGGCUUCCUCCCUGGGAAUGAGAAGCUCCUGGCCCUGCUUGCUCUGGUUAAGCCAGAAGUAUGGACUCUCAAAGAGAAGUGCAUUCUGGUGAUUGCAUGGAUCCAGCACCUGAUCCCCAAGAUUGAGGAUGGAAAUGAUUUUGGGGUAGCAAUCCAGGAGAAAGUUCUGGAAAGGGUGAAUGCAGUGAAGACCAAAGUAGAAGCCUUCCAGACAACCAUUUCCACGUACUUCUCAGAACGUGGUGAUGCUGUGGCCAAGGCCUCCAAGGAGACCCAUGUAAUGGAUUACCGGGCCUUGGUGCAUGAGAGAGAUGAGGCAGCCUAUGGGAAUCUCAGGGCCAUGGUGCUGAACCUGAGGGCCUUCUAUGCAGAGCUUUAUCAUAUCAUCAGCAGCAACCUGGAGAAAAUUGUCAACCCAAAGGGUGAGGAGAAGCCAUCUAUGUAUUGAGCCCAAGACUAGCAGGAAAAUAAACAACUUGUUCCUUGUAUGGA
Messenger RNA from Chinchilla lanigera (long-tailed chinchilla), 859 nucleotides. It is a transcript of the gene Psme2, whose product is annotated as proteasome activator subunit 2. The coding region runs from base 96 to 815 and encodes 239 amino acids. The record is from RefSeq and is a predicted model, not a curated record. Gene Ontology annotation, cellular component: cytoplasm; nucleoplasm; proteasome activator complex. The transcript is spliced from 11 exons. NCBI's taxonomy places the organism in Eukaryota, Metazoa, Chordata, Mammalia, Rodentia, Chinchillidae. Gene Ontology annotation, molecular function: endopeptidase activator activity. Gene Ontology annotation, biological process: positive regulation of endopeptidase activity; regulation of G1/S transition of mitotic cell cycle; regulation of proteasomal protein catabolic process.